GGGCCGCGCCGCUCCUUCCGGGACGGCGGGAGGCGGUGCCGCUCACCUGGUGCCGCCGGCGCUGGGGAGCGCCCGAGCCGGGGCCCCGCCGGGCGGGAGGUGAGCGCCGGCCGCCUCCGCCCCGCCCCGCGCGGGAACACGGUCCCCUGGCAGGGUGUUUGUGCUUCUCUGAGUCUCUCUCCCCGCCCCCGUCUCUCCCGCCCGCCCCGCCGGGACCUCUCCUCUCCGGGCGGCACCAGAGCCGCCUCAGGGCGGGCGGCGGCGGCAGAGGUGCUGGUGGGGCGCUCUCACCGUCCAGCCCGCCGGGAACAUGGCGACCGGCGGCUAUCGCGGCACCGGGGGCAGCACCACGGACUUUCUGGAGGAGUGGAAAGCCAAGCGGGAGAAGAUGCGGGCGAAACAAGCGCCGGCCGCGGCCCCCGGGGGGGAGGCCCGGCCCGCAGGGGGCGCCUCCUCCGCCGAGCUGAACAACAACCUGCCCUCCGGCGGCCCCGCCGUCCCGCCCGACCGCCCGGCGCCCUCAGCCGGCGGGGCCGUCAACUGCGUCAGCCUGUCCAGCGCCGCCCUGGGCCGGGCCGCCCCUGCCAAGGAACCGCCGCCGACCCUCGCCGGGGGCCGGGGGGCUGAGCCCGGCGCCAAGCCCCCUCCCGCCGCCGCGCCCGGCUCCCCCGAGGCCGAGGAGAAGCUGGUGGCCAAGGGGAAGAGUUCUGGUCCCAGCGCCAGGAAGGGGAAGGGGCAGAUCGAGAAGAGGAAGCUGAGGGAGAAGAGGAGGUCGACAGGUGUGGUGAACAUCCCGGCCGCCGAGAGCCUUGACGAGUAUGAAGAUGAUGAAGCAGGGCAGAAGGAGCGGAAGAAAGAGGAUGCUAUUACCCAACAGAAUACAAUACAAAAUGAGAGUUCCAGUGCAGAUACCCCUGGCUCAUACUUACUACAGGACUCCUCCAGGAUGGUUUCAAGCAGGUAUAAAAGCACAGCUAAUGCACCAGAAGACGAUGCUCCAACUAGAUAUUCCCGAACAGAGAGGACAACCUACAGCAGAUACAGCAGGGAUGCAAAUUCUUCUGGCGGUUCUUUACCAAGUAAUGCUUUGGAAAAGAGGGUUGAAGAACUUGAAAGGGAACUUGCAAAGGAGAGACAGGAAAAUGCGAGAUUAAUGAAGAUGACACAGGAUAAAGAGGAACUAAUUGGAAAGCUGAAGGAGGAGAUUGAUUUAUUAAACAGAGACCUAGAUGAUAUAGAAGAUGAAAAUGAACAAUUGAAGCAAGAAAAUAAAACCCUCUUAAAAGUUGUUGGACAGCUGACAAGGUAGAAGAUUCAAGCCUCAAUGAGGAAAGAUUUAAAAACUACUGAUUGAACAUUAAGGUCAAUAUAGUAAUACUUCCUGUGUUGCAGUAUGUUAUAAUAACUGUGUUUAUAUUUAUUGUUAGGAAACGAGAUGAAUGUUUAUUUUCAUAGUAUUUUCUUCUUCAUUCAAUGAAAUGGCAUCAAAUCUGGGGUAUAUUUUUAGCUUGCUUUUCAUGUAAGAAUAAUGAAAAUUUUGGACAUAUUUUGGAAUAUUACAUUCAAAAAUAUUUGGGUUUUCUAUCUUCAGGCUACAUCUGGAUAAAUUACAGUAAUUUAAAAUUCAUAGCACCAAGGUCACUUUCAGUCCACAUGGGUGUAUAUUUUUUAAAUGAAUGGGAGCAAUACGUAUAAGCUUUGUUUACACAGAUCCAAAAUAUAUAUUUUGGUAAAAAUUUCAUUUUUGUUUAAGCAGCUGUAAAGUGGAUGCCUUAUUACUGAUGUAUAACAUUUUGCAGAUUGAUUCCUUGCUCUGAAACUCUUGUACAUUGAGGUUUUUUAUCGUAUCUGAAAGACUGACAGUAGUAGAGAGUAGCUUUCUUUUUUCUGUAUAACAGUAUUCUGGCAGGAAGCAGAGAUUUUAUUAAAAAAAAAAAAAGAAAAAAAAAAGAAAAAAAAAGACAAAACCAAAAAACAAUAAACCACCUGUGGUAUCAGCAUUAAUAAGUUCUUAGAAUCAUCUUGAAGUUGUGCACUGCAGUUUAUUUUAAAGCUGAAAUGCAAGUUUGCUGUCAGACAGGAAGUUUGUUUGCUGUGUUGAGAAUUCAAAAAAAGCCUGGAGCUUUCAUUUUAGCAAAGACAGGUUUGCAAUACUCUUCUACUUAAGUUGUCACCUUGAAAUUUGUAGUGAUCAUAACCAAUCUGAGGGUUUCCAUGUUUUCAUUUUUUAAGCUGGGUGAAAAUGUCUGUAUAUAAUGGAGUGCAGAGGCACACAAGUGAUUCAUACCCUUUUGAAACAUCAAAUGAUUUAAGAAAACCUUUUAUCCUUGAUUUUAAACUAACAAGUUGUUUAAAAAGUGUCUGUUUAGAUGCUACAAUGCAGUUAUGGCUGUGUACUGAUUCUUCUAUAACACGAUAGUAGGCAGAGUUUUCGGUUUACAUUGACCACAGACAAUUCUCUUCUUAAAAUUCUAGUUAGACUGACAUUUCCUGUACUUUAUUUUGUCUUAGUACAGCUCAUUUUUCAUUCCUGAUCAGAAUAAAUGUCAUUUGAGUCAGGACACUAAAAAUGAAGACACUUUGAAGAGUCCAGGCUUUUUCUUAACCAUUUUGAAGUUUGGUGUCAGAAAGUUGCAUGCAUAUAGUUUUUGUUAACUUAAAACUUCAAAGCAACUUCAAUAUAUAGUAACAAUCACCUUUUCAGAUUUGCUAAUUGUUUUCAUAAUGUGUAUUUAACCACUGUAAGAGUUUCUUAAAUUUAAAAUCCAGGUAUUCCUGUUAAUGCCUUGGAUUGUUUUGGAUCUAGGAUAGGUUCUUUUGCAUUUGUGUAUUCUAAUGAGGAGGAACUUCUCAAAGCUUCAAAGUAUUCUUCAAGACUUCUAUUCCAGGAUGCCUUAAUGUUUUCCUUCACAGUGGAUGAGAAACCAUGGGAGACCAUUUAAAACCUUUACUCAGGGGUAUAAAUGGUAUGGGGGGGGGUGUGUAGGCCCUUCAACUAUGAUAUACACCAAUUAAUAUUGCCUUUAAUAUCAUUAUAACAGUAUGAAGUCCCUUAAUUUAUCAGUGUCAUGGAAUUAAAAAUUGGAAGCAAUAAAAAAUCAGUUGAGAUGUAUGUCUUCUAAAUAAAUAUGAAAUUUUCUCUGGAAGCAAAUCUGAUUUCCUUCUCUGUGUACUAGGUAGGAACAUACACACUGAUUUAUGGCAUGGAAUGUCAAACAUACCGAAGCAUCAUUAAGGAGUUAAUGCAGAAUACACACAUACACACAUAUAUUGAUAUGAAGUUGUAAAUGAGAUAUUUCAUAAACUGUAUUUCACAAAAGAUUUCAAACCAAAGAACAAUAACAACAAAGAACAUAAACAAGAAUUACUUGCCUUCGUAGUACCUCUUCUUGGUUUGCAUAUGUCUUGACUUAAAUUUAGCAGCGCUAAGGCCAUCCAGCUGACAGGAAUAUUUGGCAGAAGUACUUCUGAUACUCCACCUUGAAGGGGUGUUGGCAAGUGAAGUUUCCAAAUAUUUGAAACCAGUAACGGCUCAGGCAGAACAUGUGAACAAAGGAGCUGUUGGGAACUCACAGAUAAAGUACCUCAGGGCAUUAUUGUUGUGUAUUAUAUAUAAAUGUAAAACUCUCCAUGGUUUUAAAAAUUACCAUAAAUUGUAUGUUGAAGCAUAACACUUCUGCUGACAGUCUGGAAGAUUUAGAUGGCUUUUUGGAAAAAAGUAUGUCAGUAACAAUUCAUUAUCACAUUAUCAGGCUCUUAGGAGAAGUUUAGUAGUUUCUAGGAAAAAUGAUGUGUUACAUACAAUGUUAAUAAUUGUCUAGUCAGUUACUUGCCAUUAUCAUUUCAUUUCAGGAGAGUACUCUUAGAGUCAAGCUCAAACCUAGAAUAAAUUUUUAUCCUAGGUGAUCUGAAGGUGUUAAAUUUCCUAUUUACCAGCAAUUCACUAACCCAUGUCCACAUCCUUGCCAGUCCAACGCACUGAUUGUUCUCAACUGUGUGAUUUAAAAGUGGGGAGAAUGCUGGAAGUGGGAACCCUCCUCACUUGGAAAGGCUAGAUGAGUCCUGAAUGAAUCUGGGUAUUAACGUACCUAGGCUUAAUCAAUGUACUAGGGCUUGUGGGGGGUGUUAGUAUGGAAUAUUAACUGUAUAGACAAGUCUCUUGGAGAUUUCCAGACAUUCAUGUCUUAAAAGUCAAGCUGAACCACUUAGGUCUAGCAUCUCUGUUUCUGAGUCACUUGGGUCAUCUAGGAAAUCUGAACAGAAAAGUACUCCCAUUGACUAGAGCAAAAAGGGCAUCCUUUUUUUCAAAAUACUUUAAUAACGAGCAGCACGAUUCUUGUUUUGAUAAUGCACAAUGAUACUCCUGUUACAGUCACAUACUGUUGUAUAGAAAACGUAUACUACAUCCAGAGCUGAAGGUUAAAAUUGUGCAGAAAUAUUUUUAUAAUUGAUAAUAUACACUAAUUUUUGUGGCAUUUGUUCCCUAAAGAAGUUCGACCAUAUAAAAAUGCUGGUGAUUUUUACAAGGAAAUUCAAAAUGGUUCAUUUUUAAUUUUUUAACAAAGUUGCCAUGUUGAAGUUCAGUGUUACUUAAUGUAUAUAUUAACGGAAAGACUCCCGUCUGUGUUGGCAAAUGAGAGGUUUUUUCUGUCUUUAAAGCGAAAAUGUCUUGGUUAAUUACCAGAUUUGUGUUUACAUCUUCGGAGAUUAAUUAUUUCUGUGUUAGAUUGGCUCUGAGUUUGAGAGGUGGAGUGAGAAAAGAGGGUAACAAGAAAUAAAUCAAUAAUGUCCAAAGUAGCGAGUAUAACCUAAUGAUUUUUGAUUAUUUUUUUUUAAUUCAGUUGUACUGAGAAUUACCUGUGGGAAGAUUUGUGAUUGGUAUAAGCACUACAAAUAUAUAGGGGUUUUAGUAUGUUGGAAACAACUGAUUAACCUACAUCAAAGCUCUUUUCAACUUGUCUGGUAUCGUUACAGCUUGGAGACUUGCUACUGUAAGAGAGACCAAAGGGAAUAUUGGAGAUCAAAUUACUUCUUAACAUUUUGCUAGGAGAGCAGUUAGAGUGACUCCAGCUAUUUUAUGGUUUUCUGUAAGUUCUUUGUGAAUAUUUCCAGCUUGAAUUGAAACAAAUCAGUAUUAGUAGCCAAAAGGAAAGCUAAUUAUUGAGAAACAAAUACAUGAGCAAUAACUAUGGAUGCCAUUGACAUAUGACUGAGUGCCAGUAUUUCUUGGGCUCAGACCCUUUAUGAAGAUGUCAGUUGAAUCGGUCCACUUGCAUCAGUAUUAGUGAAAAACAUCUAACAUUAUUAAUAAGAAACAAAUACUUUAGUUGGAGAAAAUACCAUUGCAAGCCAUGACUUAGUACAAUUUAAAAAAUUAUGCUGGUGCAUGUAGCUGCUGAGACUGAGGGGCUAAGGAUUAUACUUUAAAGUUUUGUUAAAAAUGAAACAAAUGACUUCUGGAUCUUGUCGUGUAAUUUGAUAGAGAAGUUCACUACAGAAGAAGUUCACUACAGAUCUGUUCCAUGCCAAUCAUUCUGGUGUCAAUACAUGCAGAAGGUAUUGACACUAGUGUUUCUAGAAGUAUUUCUUAUUCUGUUAUUAAACAUUUCUUUAGGACUACUUUAUAUAUCCAGGACAAAAAAGGACUUUGAUAUCUAUUUUAGCAGCAUUCAUGAUCUUCCAAGUAUGUUGACGUACUGUAGCAGAUCUCUGUCUACCGUUUCUCCUCGUACUGUAGCAGAUGUACAUUACCUUGUUAAUUUAAUCUUUUUGCCUUUAUUUCUGGAUUUCUGGUGUAACUGUUCUUGUUCAGGGCUAGUUGUGAUUUUUUUCUGUUCUGGAAAAGUUAUGAUAGUUGAGUUUUCCACUGAAAAUAGUCUCAUAAUGUGGAGUCUUUUUAAAAAAAUAUCCAUUUUAUGCAUUUAGAAAGUUGAAGCAUCAUUAAGCUAUAAAUAACUAGAUACCCGUUUUAGUUUUGAACAUUGACUAGUUGUGAUAUUGUUUGUGAUAUCAGAUUUAAAAUGAUGUUGAGAUUCUUACUGUUGCAGGUAAAAGAUACGUGUUUAAUCUAACAAUAAAGACUGUGUGCCUUUGUCCAAAUAAAACAGAAGUAUUUUUAA
Columba livia (rock pigeon) is the source of this 6119-nucleotide messenger RNA. RefSeq names its product pro-apoptotic WT1 regulator (gene PAWR). Gene Ontology annotation, cellular component: cytoplasm. The record is from RefSeq and is a predicted model, not a curated record. The transcript is spliced from 7 exons. Bases 311 to 1309 code for a protein of 332 amino acids. NCBI's taxonomy places the organism in Eukaryota, Metazoa, Chordata, Aves, Columbiformes, Columbidae. Gene Ontology annotation, biological process: positive regulation of apoptotic process; apoptotic process.